CAGGCGCGGCCCCUUUAAGACAGUCUCAGCCCUCGGGCGUCGUCACGUGACCGACCCUUUUGUCCGGACAUUCGGGCGGCGGAAGCAGCAACGGUGAAAAAGUGGGUGAGAAACUCAUACAAUAGCGGGUGGACACCCUUUGAAGGGCGACGUUUCCGUGUCCCUACAUAAAAUGGAUUUCUCGUCUCAUCAUACUCGCCUCCUGCAGCAGUUGGAUGAGCAAAGAAGGAGGGAUUUGUUUUGUGACUGUCACAUCCUAGUGGAGGGGAAGGUGUUUAAGGCUCAUCGCAAUGUACUGUUUGCCAGCAGUGGUUACUUCAAGAUGCUUCUAUCGCAGAGCUGCAGGGAUAUGGGGCAGCCCAUCACAGCCACAUUUGAUGUAUUCUCUGCUGACACAUUCACAGCCAUCCUUGACUAUGUCUACUCUGGCAAACUACCCCUCUCUGGACAGAAUGUGAUUGAGGUCAUGUCAGCAGCCAGCUACCUGCAGAUGACUGAUGUGAUCAAUGUAUGCAAGAUGUUCAUCAAGUCCUCACUUGACAUCAAUGAGAAGGACCGAGAUGGUUUCUUCAGUCUUUCUGACAAAGAUGCUGGCAGUAAUGGAUCAGGACUCUAUGCAGCAGGAUGGAGGAGUGAAAACAGCCCAACCCAUACACAUGAGACACCAGAGCAUGGUGGUUUUAUAGCUGGGUACAAUUACCCCCCUCCCAUUACUUCCAGGUUGCAACGUCCUUUUACUAAGCAUCCCCGCAAACCAGAACAUGUCCGCAAACACCGGAGGCGCCUGAUGCCUGAGCCUUUGACACCUGCUUCUGUUACAGCUGUUCCACUAGGAGACUUGGUGGGAGGAUCUGCAGAGUGUCUGGUGCAGGAGGACGAUUCAGCAGAUUGUAUAAAACAGGAGGAAGAACCAUCACAGCCAUCUAGGUUGUGCUCCAAAGUAGAUGAUGAGGACGAAGAUGCCACAACUCGUAGCUGGCCAGACUCGCCACGCCAUACGGAAUCUGGGGGUCAGGAUGUAACACCACAGGCCUCUAAAGCAGAUGAACUGUACAAGACAAUGCCAACAAUCCUGGGGGUUAUGACUGGAUGGAGUGAAGAUGAUUUAAGUCCGGUGAGGUUUAAAUGCCCUUUCUGCACUCACACCGUCAAAAGAAAAGCGGAUCUGAAACGCCAUCUGCGCUGUCAUACCGGAGAGCGUCCGUACCCCUGCGAGGCAUGCGGAAAGAGAUUCACGCGGCUGGAGCACCUACGAAACCACUUCCAAACUAUUCAUGAAGCAGGUAAACUCAUCUGCCGCAGAUGUAAGCUGCCAGUGACAGAGAUGACUGGCCGUGUGAUUCAAGAUGGAACAAGGCGAUACCGCCUCUGCCACCCAUGUCUCAGCGAGGCUGGCUUGGACAACGUGAGCUUCGAUUUUGGAGAUGACCAGCCAUUGAUUCUUCCCCCUGAACAUGAGAGGGGGCAGGGCUGGCAUUUCAAGGAUGAUGGGAGGGAGGAGAAUGGGAGCGAUAGACCAGAGUCAGACCUAGUGAUCCAUGAGGUAGACGAUAGUGAGGAGGAAGAAACAAAACCACAAAUAAAAUGACAAUACGUGGGGCUGGAACCAAACUACAUCGUUCACUAAUACUUCCAGCAUGGUUUGUUCCUGACCCCACUGGCAAAGAAGUCAACAAGAUUACCUAUAAGUUCCUAGUGUUUGUUUUUUGAACUAUGUGUCAAUAUUGAGCUGCUUCCUCGGCUGUUGGUGUUUAUUACUUCCUUUUAAGCACGGCUGUAUUCUUAUGAACACCUGCCAGCUGUUUCCAACAUAGGAGCAAAAGGUCUUACAUAUGACUGACACUUCCAUUCUGUUCUAGCCUGUACCCAUUCUAAAAGGAUAGAGAAAUGGUUGAAGACACACUUUUGGACAGCAUGGCAAAUUCACAACUAUGGAGCAGAGCUCCCGUGAUGUGCGGUUUCCUUCUACCUGAAUAAGCUAUGGUUGCAGAAUACACUAAUAGCAACCAGCCACAGCAAGUGUUAGCAGUUUGAACCAUACUGCAAUGAAGGAUAGACUUUAAUACUCAUUUGACAUUUCACAAAGAGGGCUUUCCCAUUCCUCCACACGUGAUUUUUAUUUGUGCAAGACUGCCAAGUGCAGUGUGUAUAUAACGUUUGCAUAUUUCAGCACCGUAUAUAUUCAUUGAUUGUGUAUCAUGUUUGAUUAGCAGUAUUGUAUCUACCAGGAAGCAUUUAGAUUUGCAUCUAAUUUCAGUCUGGGAAUAAAAACCAGUUACGCUUGUUAAUUAAAAAAAA
Messenger RNA from Spea bombifrons (plains spadefoot toad), 2298 nucleotides. Its product is annotated as zinc finger and BTB domain-containing protein 8A-like. The transcript is spliced from 4 exons. Gene Ontology annotation, biological process: regulation of transcription by RNA polymerase II. NCBI's taxonomy places the organism in Eukaryota, Metazoa, Chordata, Amphibia, Anura, Pelobatidae. Bases 173 to 1588 code for a protein of 471 amino acids. The record is from RefSeq and is a predicted model, not a curated record. Gene Ontology annotation, molecular function: protein binding; DNA-binding transcription factor activity, RNA polymerase II-specific; RNA polymerase II cis-regulatory region sequence-specific DNA binding.